Molecule: messenger RNA, 896 nt
Organism: Zonotrichia albicollis (white-throated sparrow)
Lineage: Eukaryota; Metazoa; Chordata; Aves; Passeriformes; Passerellidae
Source: RefSeq, a predicted model, not a curated record
AUGCCCGGGAAGUGGCUGCCAGGGGCUGAUUCCCAGCCGCGGGCCCUGCGGAGGCUGGCAGCCGGCCCCACGCCGUGCGAAGGGGACAUCCAGGUGUUCCAUGAGGGACAGUGGUGGGAUCUGUGUGAGUCCAGAGCAGCGCAGCGAGACAGGCACGGCCGGCAGAUCUGCCGGGAGCUGGGCUGUGGGAAUCUCACCUCCAGCACAGAAAUCCGGGAGCCCCCCUCAACGGGAGUCACCUGUGGGCUUGAACCCCUGCACCUCUGCCAGCCCAAACCUGGGAAUAGCCGGAGCUGCUCCCGGACCAGAGUUGUGUGCCAGGACUCAAAGCCGCUUCCCACGGGAACAUCUGCUGGAACCGUCGUGAGCAUCUGCCUGGCCCUGCUGCUUUUCCUCAUCCUUUCCCUGAUCUGUGGCCCUCCUGCCUAUCGGAAGCUGAUGAAGAGAAUUUCCAAGAAGAAGCAGCGCCAGUGGAUCGGCCCCACGGGACUCAACCAGACGGUGUCCUUCCACCGCUCCAGCACCGCUCCGAGGCCUCGGGGACAGGGAGGGGACAACGACUACGCUCAGCCCCCCAAAAGGACCUCCCAGCUCUCUGCUUACCCAGCUCUGGAAGCAGCGUGCCGGCGUUCCAACCCUCCGGACAACUCCUCGGACAGUGACUAUGACCUGCACUCCGCCCGCAGGGUGUGAUUCCCUGCUUCCCAAAGGAGCUGAUCCCACCUCCCACCUCAGCUUUGGGGGCAUCCCAGCAUUCCAGCAUCCUUCCAGGAGCUCUUCCCAGCCUCCUCAUGGGAGAAAAGGAGGUUUUUGUUUGGUUUUUUUUUAAGCUAUUUAUAGGAAUUUAAGAGGUUCCCACUAUCCCUUUGGAAUAGUGGGACCACCAGCUUCUCCAA